AUGGCGACUUCUGCGCAGCAGCCUGGCAAGGCUGGAGAUGCUGCUGCAAACCAUUCGACUCCGCGAAAAUUCAAGGCAUCCGAUCUUCCACUGCCUUCAGCGACCAGAGCUGCCAUUGAAUCCCUGGCACAUAGCUUCAAGAAGGAGGGCGCCUACGACUCCAUCCGAAAGCAAGUCUGGGACAAGUUCGAAGCCAGCGACUACGAGGCUCAAGUACGGACUUCGAUUCUCGAGGUGGCAGAGAAGGAGGUGGAACGCAACCCGCAACAGCUGCUUACGCUGGACCGCCGGAAGGCGAGCGCCCUGAUUGAUGGCGCGCUGGAGCGAUCUGGUGUCUAUCAAAAGGCCGAGGGCGUUAUCGACCAACUUAUCGAUGUUGGGGCGAUUGAGGAACGCAUCCGUGAAAUACGCCGGGCUGAGAUUGGCGAAGAGGCGGCUGAAGCAGAGCGCAUUCGCGGCGCCAAGACUGACGAGGAAUACGCGGCCGAUACAGAAGCGCGACAAGCGGAACGCGAGCGGGUACGCGAAGAACUACGACUCAAGGAAGCCGCUAUUGAGGAAGAGAAGCGCCGCAUUGCACAAGAGGAGCAGAAGAAGGAAGAACGGGAGCGAGAACAGGCAGAGCUCAAACGUCAAGCUGAAAGAGACGAGCGACGCAGAAAGCGAGAGGAGGAACGAGCCGAAAGAGAGCGACUUCGUGACUUGGAGCGAGACAAGAGGCACAAGGAGCGUGAGGCUCGUGAGAAGGAGAGAGACCAGCGUGACCGGGACCGUGACAGGUCUAGGGAUCGAUCCAGAGACCGAGACCGCGACCGCGAUCAGGACCGUGACCGUGAUAGAGAUCGGGAUCGCGACCGGGAUCGAGACAGAACCAGGGAUCGUGGGCGAGAUCGUUCAGGGGAACGUCGGCGUGACAGAUCCAAGGUCAAAGAAGCUGUACCGGACGAAAAACUGUCCAAAGAAGACAAUGAGAGGCUGGAACAGGAGGCCCUGGCAGACCUGCUGCGAGAGAGUUCCCGGCCUGACCGUGCAAAGCCUGAGCUUGAAGUUGAUGCGGCUCUGGCACCUCCGCCCAGAAAGAGCGCCCCUGCAUCUGCAAUCAACCCCAUUAAGCGAGACUCUCGAAAGGCCAGCGAAAGCGGUUCCAGAAGUGAGAGACGAGAGUCCAGGACACCAGCAGCGGCAGAUUCCAAGCCGCCAGCCUUGCGAGACGAAAAACGAUCUAGCCGAAGCGCUUCUCGGGCUGGGGAUAGGGAUCACGACAAGACCGGAGAGAGAACUCGUCAACGUGAGGAUAGCCGCCGACGAGACAGACGUUCACAAUCUCCAAGGCGAAAAAGGAGCCGGUCUCGCGACAGGGACAGGCGUGAUAGAAGUCGAUCAAGGCUGAGACGCGAUAGGACACGCUCUCGGCAGAGGAGAGACGACCGUCGUGACAGAAGUCGUUCACGGGAUCGGACCGAUCGGCGUAGGAGUCGAUCGAAACGCAGAGAGCGUACAAAGUCACCAGCACGGUCUGAACGACGAGAACGAAGUAGAUCUCGCACCAGACAAGACCGGAGGGACAGAAGCCGGGAGCGGGAUCGGUCUCGCACGCCAGCCCGGACGGAAAGGCGCAGGAGUCGGUCCCGACGGCGUGACCGAAGUCGAUCAAGGGACAGCCGCCGCGGUACAGCAGAUCGAUACGAUCACUAUGACCCCCGAGAGUCUGCUCGUUCCCCACGACGCCCUAGCCGUGAGCGUACUCGCGAUAGAGAUAGAGAUCGGGACAGAGAUGCAGAGAGGGACAAACCGCGAGACAGGGACAGGGACCGGGACCGGGAGCGAGAUAGAGACAGAGACCGAGAUAGGGAGCGGGAACGCGAACGCGAACGCGACCGUGACCGGAAGAGUCGAUCUCGCUCACGUCCUGGCACUUCCCUCGUCCGCACGGCGUCAGCAGCCCGUGAAGAGCACGAGGAGUGGAAGCUAGAGGAAGUCAAGAAGCGGGAGAAGGAGGCCAAGGCGUAUUUGGCGGCCCAGAAGGAUGCAAAAGCUAAGGGCCUCCCCAUCCCUGGUGUAGACGACAAGAAGAAUGCUCGUGAGGAUCGCAGAGACGACCGCCGAGAUGAGCGGCGCAGGAGUAGAUCAAGGAGCAAUAGUCGCGACAGAGCUAGGUAUCGCGAACGAGAUCGUGAUCGAGACCGUGACCGUGACCGCGACCGGGACAGAGAUCGGGAUAGAGACAGGGAGAGAGACAGAGACAGGGAUAGGGAUAGGGAUAGAGAUAGGAGCCGUGAGAGAGAUCGGGAUCGUCGUGACAGAGAUCGCGAGAGGGACCGCGAAAGAGACAGAGACAGAGACAGGGACGACAGGAGAAGACGAGAUCGAAGUCUAUCUCCUCGUAGAGAGCGAAGACGCAGCCGGUCGACUAGUCGUCGUCGGCGCAGCAGGAGUCGAUAA
Molecule: messenger RNA, 2442 nt
Organism: Pochonia chlamydosporia 170
Lineage: Eukaryota; Fungi; Ascomycota; Sordariomycetes; Hypocreales; Clavicipitaceae
Product: arginine rich protein
Exons: 3
Coding region: 1-2442 (813 amino acids)
Source: RefSeq, a predicted model, not a curated record